Messenger RNA from Aspergillus thermomutatus, 423 nucleotides. RefSeq lists its product as uncharacterized. Lineage: Eukaryota; Fungi; Ascomycota; Eurotiomycetes; Eurotiales; Aspergillaceae. Bases 1 to 423 code for a protein of 140 amino acids. The record is from RefSeq and is a predicted model, not a curated record. The transcript has a single exon.
AUGUGGAUAAUGCUCGGUCAGCGCCCCUUGUUCGAGGACAUACUUGCCACGCCGGACGACAUCACAGCGGAGCAGGUUGAUACUCUGGGGGAAUUACCUCGACGGUGGUGGAAGAAAUGGGAGGCAAGACACGAGUAUUUCGAUGAAAGUGGGAAACCAAAUCAAGGCCGACAAGUGAGGUCUUGGGAUGACCGCUUUGAAAAGCACAUUCAACUCCCACGACAGAAGGCUGGAGUCCCGGGGUUUGAUGCAGAGGAGAAAGCUGCCGUUAUGAAUAUGUUGCGGUCAAUGCUGUCUUUUGAGCCGAAGAAGCGGUUGACUGUACAGGACAUUCUAAAAUGCGAGUGGAUGGAAAAAUGGGCAUUGCCAGACUACGAGGAAUCUCCCUUUAGCGACAGCGCAGGCUGCGAACGAUACUUAUAA